GAUGACGCAACCAAGAUGGCGGAAACCAGGUGACUUUUUGCGGCCACGUAAAAGAUUUAUUUUCGGACGACUUUUUCUCCUCUUUCCUGACAGAAAGGUCAAGGUUAAACGCGCCUGACACGUAGAUAAAGUCAUUACGGACCGAGAGAGCCAUGGCGGGCGACAUCACGGAGACCGGAUCGCUGUAUUCACCCUUUAUGGGCCUGAUCUACAUCUUUAACCUGAUAGUUGGGACAGGAGCACUCACCAUGCCUAAAGCCUUCGGCGCUGCUGGCUGGCUGAUCAGUCUGGUGCUCAUCAUACUGCUGGGCUUCUUCAGCUUCAUGACCACAACGUUUGUUGUGGAGACCAUGUCUGUGGCAAAUGCUCGGCUGCGCUGGAAGACACGAGAGAAACAGAACGAGGUACACAAAGCCACCUUUGAGGAAAAGUUGCAUGCCGCCUUUGCGAACAACCACAAAAAAGUACCGUAUACCCGGGUGCAUGGGACGCCAUACUCGUAUUAUGAAAGAAUGAAGAAGGAUGAUGCACACACUGAAGAUGUGAUAGAAGAUGAAGAAGAGAACCAAUCAGAAGAAGAGAGAAGGGCCCUUCUAGCUCCUGUGAAUGAUCCCAAAAGGAGAAGAGUUGAUCUCUAUGACAUCACAGAAAGGGUUGAGAUGGGUCAAAUGGCAUCAAUGUUCUUCAACAAAAUUGGUUGGUACCUGUUCUACCUGUGCAUUGUUAUCUACCUGUACGGAGACCUGGCCAUCUAUGCAGCUGCAGUGCCCAAGUCACUCAGGGAUAUCACUUGCCCAGUGAACAUCACCUGUAACGUUAAGCCAUCAAAGCAGAUCAACCUCACCAACUCCUCACCCUGCUGGGGCACUGCAGUCAACAGGCAAAAUGCUUACAGGGUGUAUCUGGGUGCCUUCUCCUUGCUGCUUGGUCCAUUUGUGUUCUUCAACGUGCAGAAAACCAAGUACCUCCAGCUGCUCACAUCUCUCAUGAGAUGGGUCGCAUUCACGAUUAUGAUCAUCCUCGCGAUGACCCGUAUAACCCACGGUAAAGGCGAGGGCCAUCCCGUGAUGGAGUCCAUCACCAGCGUACCGAACCUCUUCGGCGUGUGCGUGUACUCCUUCAUGUGCCAGCACUCCCUCCCCUCCCUCGUCACGCCCAUCAAGAACAAGCGGCACCUCUCGCUUCUCGUCUUCUUCGACUUCCUGGUCAUCCUCAUCUUCUACCUGGUGCUGUCCUUCACCGGAAUCUUCUGCUUCAAGAACAAGGACAUCAAGGACAUCUACACCCUCAACUUCAUGGACAAGUGCGACCCGAUCACCAGUGCGAAGGAGAUUGGCUACUUCCUGGGACUGUUUCCCGUCUUCACGCUGAGCACGAACUUUCCCAUCAUCGCGAUCACGCUGCGGAACAACCUGAAGACGCUGUUCCACCGGGACGGGUACACUUACCCGUGGAUCAUCGAUAGAAUAUUCUUCCCGCUUCUGACCAUAGUCCCGCCCAUAGCGGUCGCUUUCGGCACCGACGAUCUCGAAUUCUUGGUAGGCGUAACGGGAUCGUACGCAGGGGCAGGGAUCCAGUAUCUCAUACCGGCGUUUCUGGUGUAUUCGGCAAGAAAAGAGCAGAGAAUACUGUUCGGGCCUGGGUCUAUUAAUAAGCACACAUCUCCAUUCAGACAUACGUUUUGGGUGUAUUUUGUCUUGAUCUGGGGAACGCUGUCCGUCAUUUUUGUAACUGUCAAUCACAUUUUGACGAAGAGCUAGAGCUAGACGUUUUCUCAUUACCCCACCAUGACAAUAUUCAGAAAACCCCCAAAGCAAGUUUUAAAACAACUGUAAUAAAGCAUCUCUACCAGAAAUAACGAGAAAAAUUAAAGAAUCAUCAAAAACAGGUGAAAACCACUCUAAUACUAAAAAUGUGCAAUAUUUGCACAAAAAGCUCUAUGAUGACAUUAAAUAUGCAAUACAGGGGAACUUGGCAAUACAAGAAGCAUUACAGCAUGCUAAGUGUCAAUAGUUACAAUGUGUAUGUGAUGGAAACAUGUUCAACAGUUUGUCUUUUUAUUACAGCAUUGCCAGAGCCAAAGUGUAAUACAACUACAUGAGCCGCUAAUAAAUGUAAAUGUAGCUAAGCAUGUUAGCAGAAUGUACUGCACCUGCACAGAACUUGUAAUGUAUUGUGCAUAUACAUGUAUAUAUAUAGCACUUUGGAAGAAUGUCUUGUUUAAUUUAAGGCCGUGUUCGUGUAUUUAAGGAUGACAUCCCAUCUGUAGUUUACAAAUAUUGUGUCCUAAAAGAUAUCAUCUGCAACUUGCAAAACCAUAAAAAAUCUGGGUUAUGCACAGGUGCAGUACGUUCUGCUAAUAUGCUAUGUGGCUAGGAGACAUUGCAAGGAGUGCAGGAAAAUGAAUGAAAAUUGAAAUUUUAUUCCUACGACUACAAGAAAAAGCAGAGAAAACUGUUACAGGUAGCCCUUUUUGAAAAAGUUGAAUCAUUCCGUACAUUUAUAUUCCUACAUAAAAUGUUGGCUAUUUAAAUUUCAUCUACCUUAACUGUUAAGAACGGAAAAAUUGUUCUGAAAUGUUUUAAAAAUCCAUAUAUUAUUAGAAUUCUUGUGCCACAAUAUCUUUGUGUGCCAUAUAUGAAAGAAAAGUUAACAUUAUAUUAUUUUUGCUUGUUCAUGCCUCCAUAUUUUGUAUAAUAAUUCUAUCAUUUAAAGUCUGUAACAAAUGUUUGUAAGAAAUUCCAUGCCCUAUAAGUUGGUUUCUGUGAAACUACUGUCUGAUGAGAUUACAGUAUGGAAUUAUCUUGUGGAAUCUGUGUGUCCACCUGGUGUUCUAGCCAACCUGGAUUUUUUUCCAUCUCAAUUUUGUUUGAAGUAACAUCACAUUGAGUGCUGAAAGCAUGCAUGACAAUCGCAGGGGGUCCAGAGGCAUGCUUCCUCUGGAAAAUUUUGAAAUCUUCACCCACUCAAAUGCUAUUUCCUGCAUUUUGAUGACUAAGUUUAGUAUAAAGUAGUGUAAGUUUAGUGUAAAGUAAAGUUCAGUAUAAUGACAUCUCUUUCUGUGUCUUUUCACUCCAUUUUGUUUCCUCCACUAAAGCUAAUCUUGGAUUGGGUAAAAUUUCUGUCAUGAGUGGCAAAAUUCCGACAAAUGGUGGAAAGACAGAUGCUGGCUAGAACACUUGAUUCUACUCUCAGGUUGAUACACAAUACAGUCAAACCUGUACAUUGUUAGGGACCAUCUCUACAUAAGGACCGCCUGACCACAUUUUGAUGGUCCCUUAGAUAAAUUUUCCAUUGACAGAAAUCCUGUAUCAGAAUCAGUAUCAGAAAUCCUAUCCAAAUAGAUUUUAUCAGAUCCCUGAGUGGGCACUUUUGACUGUUAUGUUAGCGGGAAAUAUGUCAGUUUUCAAUUUUGUGUAUAUACUAAUUUAUUUUAGAAACAUGUACAAUGUAUGUAGCAAAUUAUUUUGGGUUGUUAUUUGAACUCAAUAUCAUGAUGGGAAAAGUACUUAAUUUAUACACCUACAUUUUUUUUUGUGCAAACUGGCUUUAAGUGCGAAAUUUGUUGGUGCCAGCCAAUUGUUUACGGUUAGAACACCGCAAAAACCUCUUCUCUCAUUUGGUGAAAUUAGAUCCACUCAAAAAUGAUACAAAUCUACAGUACCUCUAUGUCAACAUGUACCUCUGUUUCAGUGUCAGUCUCCAAGCAGAUGGGAUGUGACAUUUUCUACCUGGUUACGUGUUAGAAAUUAUUAUAAUAAUUCUAUUUCAUCAUCUGCUUUUCAGAUUGUAUGAGUUUGUCAAUGAUUAUAAGUCAAAAGAAUGGUGUAAAUUUUCAUUGUCAUCUUGCAGCUAAAACUUGAUACAUGGACAAAAAUAUGAAUAUAUUAUACAUAUUGAUAUGACACUGCCACCAUCAAAAUUAAUUUUAAGAUUGUUAUAACAAACUUAGCAUAAGUAGUUUAAACUGUUCACACUAGCCAUUCUGCCACUUCUUUUAGGAGAAAGUUCAAACAUGCCAUGUUCAAAAGUGUUUGUACAUGUGUACCAUUCCUCAUGUUGUUUACAUACAAAAUUUUCUCUCAUGUGGAAUUCUCUAGACUUAAAAGUAUUAUUUAAAUCUUUCUUCAUGUAUAUCAUUGGGUACUGGGAUUCUAGUAAUAGAUGCUAUUAAAUGGUACUUACGCUACAUGAUAAUAUGAUAAUGCAAUUGAUAUAGAAAUGUAUAUUAACAAUGGUCAUGACUCUUGUUUGCAAUUGUGCAAAUACAUACUUGUAUAUCAAAAUCAAGUAAAAUGUUGUACAGCAAUGCACAUAAAAACACGUUCAUAUCAUAAAGUAUUUUUGUAACGAUAUGUUGCUAUUAAUUGUAACAUUUCAGAAAGUUAUUUCGCAAUUGAGAAUUCUAAAGCUCUGUAUACUACUAGUGCAUAAUGCAGUCAGUGUCUGUUACAUUUUAUCAAACCUGUCCAGAUAUGUGCAAAGUUGUGCCUUUUUGUCGUUAUAUUUCUAAUCACAAAAUGUAUAUUGCUGUUGGGAAACUCUGGGAGCGAGGUAUGCUUUGUUAUGAGGUAAAAUAAUAUUUGGAAUAAAGCAAA
This is a messenger RNA of Branchiostoma belcheri (Belcher's lancelet), 4598 nucleotides long. Its product is annotated as transmembrane protein 104-like. The coding region runs from base 153 to 1760 and encodes 535 amino acids. The transcript has 11 exons. Lineage: Eukaryota; Metazoa; Chordata; Leptocardii; Amphioxiformes; Branchiostomatidae. The record is from RefSeq and is a predicted model, not a curated record.